UUUAAGGUUUGACCGGGUAGACAUAUAACAAUCAGGUUAGGGUUUCUCAUCCUCUACCAAAAAUCUGAGCGAGAAGGUUUCCAGUGCGUGCGGCUUCACCAAAUCCCUCCUCCGCAAUUCCACCAUGGCUGAACAAACUGAGAAGGCUUAUCUCAAACAACCCAAAGUGUUUUUAUGCUCGAAGAAAUCUGGUAAGGGGAAGAGGCCCGGUAAAGGUGGAAAUCGCUUCUGGAAAUCUGUUGGUCUUGGAUUCAAGACCCCCAAAGAAGCCAUCGAAGGAACCUUUAUUGACAAGAAGUGUCCAUUCACUGGCAAUGUUUCCAUCCGUGGUCGUAUCAUAGCCGGAACCUGUCACAGUGCCAAAAUGAAUCGGACUAUUAUUGUCAGGAGGAAUUAUCUUCACUUCAUUAAGAAAUAUCAGAGGUAUGAGAAGAGGCAUUCCAACAUUCCAGCUCAUGUGUCACCUGCCUUCCGUGUUAAGGAAGGUGAUCAUGUCAUUAUUGGUCAAUGCAGGCCACUCUCCAAGACAGUGAGGUUCAAUGUAUUGAAAGUCAUCCCAGCUGGAUCAUCCAGUGGUGCAAAGAAGGCAUUUUCUGGCAUAUGAGAUUUGGUUGGCACUCUUAGUAUAGAGAUUUUAUCAUCUAUGUUGAAAGUAAUUCCCGAUUUCUGUAUGGUGAAGUUCUUAUCAGUUUUGGUAAUUUUUGUUUGCUUUUGAAGUUCUGUACUGUGAUUUGAUAAAAGAUAUUUUAAUUAUGUUUAUUUUAC
This is a messenger RNA of Lathyrus oleraceus (garden pea), 765 nucleotides long. Its product is annotated as 40S ribosomal protein S11. The transcript has 6 exons. The coding region runs from base 125 to 604 and encodes 159 amino acids. The record is from RefSeq and is a predicted model, not a curated record. Gene Ontology annotation, cellular component: ribosome; cytosolic small ribosomal subunit. Gene Ontology annotation, biological process: translation. Gene Ontology annotation, molecular function: structural constituent of ribosome. Lineage: Eukaryota; Viridiplantae; Streptophyta; Magnoliopsida; Fabales; Fabaceae.